CCCAUCUUCUGUAUUUGAUAGGUGCAGCAAACAGGCGACAACCCUCCAACAUGCUGUAACUUCCCGGUGGCUGUAUCCAGGGAUAGCAUGUUUGUGUUCUCAGGGCAGAGUGGAGCCAAGAUCACCAACGACCUCUAUCAGUACGAUUUCAAAGAGAGAAGAUGGAGGAAGAUAUCGUCGGAUCACAUCUUGAAGGGAACCCCGCCCCCUCCUCAGCGUCGCUAUGGUCACGUGAUGGUGUCACAUGACAGGCAUCUCUACGUCUUUGGUGGAGCGGCGGACAACACACUGCCAAACGAGCUACACUGCUAUGAUAUUGACGAUGGGACUUGGAGCAUCAUCAAACCUUCUCCAGAUAGUCAGUGUCCAUCAGGCAGACUAUUCCAUGCUGCCUCUGUGAUAGGGGACGCCAUGUUGAUCUUCGGAGGGACAGUGGACAACAAUAUUCGGAGCGCCGAGAUGUACCGUUUCCAGUUUGCGUCUUACCCGCAGUGCACUCUCAAAGACGAUUUUGGAAAGCUCCUCAUCAGCCGACAGUUCACCGAUGUGGAAUUCAUUGUGGGAGAGAGUGCUGUUGUCAUCCCUGCCCAUGCGGCAAUCAUAGCAGCAAGAUGUCAGCAUCUAAGACUAAAGAUAGAACAAGCGAAGGAGAGACAACUCAACGUGGACCAAACCGAUGUAGAGAACGAGAAUGAUCAAGAGAGUGAUUCCACCGCCAGUGUUCCUAGCCCUAAGAAGAAGGACCCCUGUAUACCGCAGGUCCAGGUCCCAGAUGCUAGACCAGAAGCAUUUGAGGUCCUACUGUGGUUCCUGUAUACAGACAAGGUGGACAGGAAGCUCCAAGGUUUCGAUGAUCGUAACACAGACUUCCUUCUGCUACUCAUGGAUGUCUACAGGUUAUCUGUGCAGUUCUCUCUCCGCAAGCUGGAGUACAUGUGCGUCCAUUUCCUGUGGGUGUCCAUUGGUCACUUCAAUGUUCUUCAGGUCUUACAGUAUUCAGACAGGCUGCAACUUGAUUUCAUCAAGGAAUUCUGCCUGAACUUUGUCGUGAAGGAGAGUAAUUACAACGGCAUUGUCAUGAGCAAAGAGUUUGAACAGUUAGCUCAGCCACUCAUGGUUGAAGUGGUUCGAAGAAGACAGCUGGCAGCAGGCAGGCCGUACCAACACGAGAAGAUGCCAGAAUUUGACAGAACAUCUAUGACCACUCUACAGCACGACAUGGAGGACUUUCUGAAGAGCAAGACCGGCAAGGACUAUUCCUGUAUCACCCUGAUGCUUGAUGGCACGCCCUUCCCUGCUCACAAGCCCAUCCUGGCUGCUAGGAGCUCUUACUUCGAGGCCAUGUUUAGAUCGUUCAUGCCAGAGAAUGACAGUGUCAAUGUGACGAUCGGAGAGACCAUUCCGUCAAGACAAGCCUUUGAUUCCCUGCUCAGAUACAUCUACUAUGGUUCUGUGGCGAUGCCUGCUGAAGAUUCACUCUACCUGUUCUGUGCGCCUGACUUCUUUGGCUUCACCAACAAUCGGAUCCAGGCCUUCUGCAAGGAGAACCUCGAGGUCAACAUCUCCAUCCAGAACGUAGUCCAGAUUCUGGAUGCUGCUGACCGGGUCGGAGCCAAGGACAUGAAGGACCAUGCCCUCAAGAUCAUCGUCAGGAGCUUCCCAAAGGUUGCUCAGAACCCCAAGAUGCGUCUCCUGAGCAAGGAGCUCCUUCAUGAGAUCAUCACAUCCCUGGCCAGACGCAUGUCAGAGCUCAAAGUUCACUUGGGUCAGGACCUGUCACCCCAGGAUCAGGGGUCGUGGGGAGGGUCACGCUCAGAGCGGUACGCCAUGGAGGGCUGGGGCUAGUGGUGAUAGGCGAUUCUGGUUUGGGGACGAUGGUCGGAAAGUCAGGUCUGCUUCCUUAUAAGCGGGAGCCAGACUGGGACCCUCAGGCAUUGAUUUGGUCAUGACUGGGCUAGUUCAAAGGUCAUUUGACUUAAUGAUGACCUACAUGAAUCGGGACUGUGUCGCAUGCAGUGUUGUAGGUCAUAGGUCAUACUAGGGUCACCUGUAGAUGUAAUGCCAUGCUAUUGGGCUCCUGUGGUCAUGACUGAGCUGACUCUGAAGGUUUUGUGUAAGGAUUGCGACUCUGUGACGACCUUUCAUAUCCAUGUCAUGUCAGGUCAUUUCAUGUCAUAGGUCAAUGAAGCCUAAUGCUAUGCCAUGGCUGAUCAGACAUGUUAAUGAGGAGGGUAAAGAAUAAAACGUAAGAGCAUAGAUAGACAAGGUGAUAACUGAGGAGGCAUUGACCUCCAACACCCUCUGUAGGUCAGAGGUCAUAGGCCAUUGAUGGGGUUACUUUUUGAAUGCUGCAACUACUGCCAAUUUGGGUGUGGAAACUGGAGGGUUAUGCAAAAGAUUGAGAAGGAAGAGGGGACAAAGAAGAGAGUGAUGAGAAAUUUAUAUUUUGUGAUAUUUUGCCAUGAUAAAAUGUUGACCAAAGGUAACGAUUGAUUAGGGUUGACCUUAGGUCACUUGUACUCAGUCUGGUCAAUGGUCUAUUGACAAGUCUCAUAAAGAUCUGGCAAAAUGCCGACAGGACACCAUGGUCAAUCUGUAACGUCAGUCAAGUAAUAUACCAUUUUCGUAAGGUAAUCAAUUUAAUGCACAAAUCAUUGUUCAGUGCCAUGUAAGAAAUUAUUUCAUUCACCUGUUACAAAUA
Messenger RNA from Strongylocentrotus purpuratus (purple sea urchin), 2701 nucleotides. It is a transcript of the gene lztr1, whose product is annotated as leucine-zipper-like transcriptional regulator 1. Bases 88 to 1845 code for a protein of 585 amino acids. Lineage: Eukaryota; Metazoa; Echinodermata; Echinoidea; Camarodonta; Strongylocentrotidae. The record is from RefSeq and is a predicted model, not a curated record. Gene Ontology annotation, molecular function: protein binding. The transcript is spliced from 12 exons. Gene Ontology annotation, cellular component: Golgi apparatus.